Molecule: messenger RNA, 1692 nt
Organism: Penicillium longicatenatum
Lineage: Eukaryota; Fungi; Ascomycota; Eurotiomycetes; Eurotiales; Aspergillaceae
Product: cytochrome P450
Exons: 1
Coding region: 1-1692 (563 amino acids)
Molecular function (GO): monooxygenase activity; oxidoreductase activity, acting on paired donors, with incorporation or reduction of molecular oxygen; iron ion binding
Source: RefSeq, a predicted model, not a curated record
AUGGGAUUCGACAACAUCACGGGGCAUUCACGCCUAUGGCUCUUGGCAUCGAAUCCAUAUUUCUUUGGCGUUGUCGCUAUCAUCUUCACGACAAUACACAUUCUCGUCCAUGAUUUUGUUCUUUGGCUCCGUCUCCCACCAGGUCCAACCCCAAUCCCUUUCUUUGGAAACAAGUUCAUUAUCCCAACUUCCUCUCCGUGGAUUCAAUUUGAAAAAUGGUCUCACAAAUACGGCCCUAUCUUUACCUUGUGGAUCGGCCGGCGCCCUACCAUCAUUAUAUCUGACCCAAGUAUCGCCGUGGACUUGCUUGAAAAACGCAGCACGAAGUUCAGCUCUCGGCCGCGCUUCGUAGUCAUGGGUGAGCUCUACUGGGACAACGCCGGGAUCCUAGUCCAACCCUACGGGAAGGAAUGGCAAGUUCGACGGAGAAUGCUGCAUCAGGCACUCAAUCCAUCCGCACUUCGACUAUACAAACCAGUUCAAGAGGCCGAGGCUGCACGAUUAUGUGGCACUCUCUUGGCCAAACCAAGAAACUACGAAAAUCUCAUCGAUCGGUUUACCGCAAGCGUGGUAUUCAGCAUCGCAUACGGCCACAGAAUCGAUUCUAUGACCUCAAAAAUAAUUCGCCAAAGAUUAGAGUUCAUGCAAUAUUCAGCAUCUCUCAAUGUUCCCGGUCGCUAUCUAGCCGAAUCAAUUCCCUUGCUCAAGCAUAUCCCAGACAUCUUCGCGCCAUGGAAAGUAGAGAUCCAACGUCGAGGACGUGAAGAAGCUGCGGUGAACAUGAACCUGAUUAACCAAGUUAAAACCGAACUCAGCACUGCAAAGUCAUCUUCCGACGUCCCGGAUUCGUUGUCAAAGUUACUCCUCCAAGCACGAGAUGCAGAUCCAACCUCCUUCGAAACCCUCAGCGAAAGAGAUUUCUCCUUCGUACCCGCUUCCCUUUUCGGUGCAGGAAGUGACACUACAGCAAGCACACUAUGCACUGCAAUCCUAAUGCUGGUCAUGAACCCACAAGUCCAAGCAAUUGCGCACGCAGAGCUAGACCACGUCAUCGGCUCAACGCAUCUCCCAACUUUCGCCGACGAAGAGAGACUUCCCUAUAUCAAAGCCCUCUGUCAAGAAACACUACGUAUCAGACCCGUCGCCGUGCUUGGCGGAACACCACAUGCAAAUUCCGUGUCAGAUACCUACAAGGACUACUUCAUUCCAAAAGGGACCACAAUUCUCUCCAAUAGUUGGGCUAUAAAUCUCAAUCCGAGGUACUAUCCCAACCCACACCAUUUCAAUCCUCUACGAUUCUUAGGCUGUGAUCCGAGUCAAAUUCCAUAUCUACCGCCAUUGUCUGAUGAAGAUCUUGUUGAGCUUUCGCCAGAGAAGGAUCAUCCUGCGAAAGAGGGCCAUAGUUCUUUUGGGUGGGGCCGGCGAAUUUGCCCCGGGGCAGGAUUGGCGCAGAACUCAUUAUUCAUUGCGUUGGUGCGCCUUUUGUGGGUGCUUCGGUUUGAGCCGGAAAAGGAGCCUGAUGGGUCUGAUCGUGUUUAUGACUCUUUUGCGUAUACGCAGGGGUUUAACAUUCGGCCGAGGGCUUUUGAGUGCGGGAUCUUUGUUCGUGAUGAGGAGAGACGACGGGUCUUGGAGGGGGAAUUGGAGAAGGCUGAUGGGGUAAUGAGUCGUUUUCCGCCGUUUGAGGAGUAG